Molecule: messenger RNA, 1583 nt
Organism: Hibiscus syriacus
Lineage: Eukaryota; Viridiplantae; Streptophyta; Magnoliopsida; Malvales; Malvaceae
Product: snurportin-1-like
Exons: 7
Coding region: 74-1342 (422 amino acids)
Biological process (GO): snRNA import into nucleus
Cellular component (GO): nucleus; cytoplasm
Source: RefSeq, a predicted model, not a curated record
ACCGUUUGGGACAAGGGAGAACAUCGCGGAAGGUUUGAAUAUUUAAAUUGAGUGAGGAGGAGUACGAUACGCAAUGGCGCCGCACGAUCUUCGCCGUCCGUUCAAGCGAGCGGCGAUAUCAGACCAGCAGAAGCGUAGAGAGCUCUCGCUGCUCCGUCAAGCGCAGAAUCGUCGCAACGCUCAACAUCAAGCUCGCUGCUUGGCCUCAUCUAUUCUCUCGCUCCAGUCUUCAGCACCCGAAUCCGAACCCGAGCAGUCCGACAUCGAAAUCGAAACCGUACCCGAAACCGAGCAUGAAUCCGAAGCUUUUUCGAAAGACCCUGAUGUCCGUCGAGCUUCUACACUUCGAGGACCUGAGGCUCGAAAAUGGUUCGCGAAACAGCUUAUGCUCCCUGAGUGGAUGAUCGACGUCCCUGAUCGCUUGAGCCAAGACUGGUAUGUACUUGCAAGGCCAGCUGGAAAGAGAUGCUUCGUGGUUUCAUCAAACGGAACGACUGUCAGCAGACAACGGAACGGCUCCAUUUUGCAUUAUUUCCCGUCGGCUUUACCAGCUGGAGCCAAGACCAGAGAUGGCUCGGGCUCAGCUCAAUCAUACUGUAUCCUGGAUUGUAUUUUCCACGAGUCGGAUCAGACUUAUUAUGUGAUUGAUACGGUUUGUUGGAAUGGAUACUCUCUUUAUGAUUGCACUGCUGAGUUUAGAUUCUAUUGGUUGAACUCGAAGCUUGAAGAGAGCGGUGCUUGCAAUGCGCCUUCGCAUUACCAUAAAUUUAGAUUCAGUGCUGUUCCAGUGUAUAACUGUGAUCAGAGUGGGCUAUAUGCAGCAUACACUGGAGCUGUGCCUUAUGUUAAGGAUGGAUUACUAUUUUAUAACAAGCAUGCACACUAUCAAACUGGCAACACACCACUAGUAUUAGUCUGGAAAGAUGAGAAUUGUAGUCAAUAUGUUAUUGACACAGAUGGUAAAGGAGAGAUUCCAAGCCAACAACAGUUAGUUUUGGAGCUACAAGAUGAUAGAAAACUGGUAACAUCAGAUGACCCUCCUGUGUUGUUUGGCUGCUUAGAUGGGGAUAUCAUAGAAAAGUCUGGGAUACAAUCAGGGAACCUUUUACGGUUUGCUAUUGGUGAUGGAGGAUUGAGUUUUGUGGAUGGGAAGCUGGAGAAGGCUGAUUUGGUUUAUCUUGGCAAGUCCAACCGAGCACGUGUUUUUGCAGAUAGUUACUCAAAGGUUAUAUUCCAGUUCAUGGUUCGGCAUUCUCCUCUAAAGAUGGAUGAUUUACUAGCAUCUAUUAACUCCCCAGAUGAUCAAGAAAAGAUACCAAGUGACAUAGAAAUGGUUGGUUGACUAUAUCUAAUACAAUUAUUCGAGGUUCGAUAUUUGUGUCCUGUGCGUGCUGCUAAGUUUAAGCCCAUUGCCGAGUACAAUGAAGAUGAAUUGCAUGCAUGGUAGCAGGAGAUCGGUGUAUUUGGCGUAAAUCGGGUAUGUAAUUUCACUUGGCUUGGCCAAGGGUAGUUUUUAUGUUGAAGCCACAUUGCUCUCUUUUUUUUGUCUUGGAAAAUGUUGAGGGAGAGAUUAUAGCGUACAU